AUGUGGAGUUUUAAUAAUUUAAACAAUUUUUUGGGAAAUGAUUUUUUAAAUAUAUCUGAGCCCUUUACUGAAGAAUAUACAUGCUAUCCGGUAUCUUUUAUUGGAAAAGAUGAUAUGGAAAAUGGAAACAAAAUUAUAUUGCCACAAACUGCCUUGAACGCAUUGGCUAGAAGACACAUAUCAUGGCCCAUGUUAUUUGAAGUGUCCAAUCCAUAUACGGAAAAGAGAACUCACAGUGGUGUUCUUGAAUUCAUUUCCGAUGAAGGAACAUGCCACAUGCCAUAUUGGAUGAUGCAACAAUUAUGCCUAAAAGAAGGAGAUAUAGUGAGGGUUACAAGUGUAAGUCUACCUAAAGGUACCUUUGUCAAGUUGAAACCCUGUUCUAAGGAUUUUAUGGAAUUAUCUAAUCAUCGAACUGUUUUAGAAACAGCUUUAAGAAAUUAUGCAACACUAACUAUUGGUGAUAAUAUUGUGAUACAUUAUUUGGGAAAGACUUAUGAAAUUAAAAUUGUGGAUUUAAAACCAGCUUUUGCUUGUACUAUUAUUGAGACUGAUGUUGAAGUAGAGUUUGAGGAACCAUUUGAGAAGGUGCAAUAUGUAGAAGAAGUCAUACCCGUUGAGGAAAGUAAAUUCAAAGGGAAAGGGCAAAGAACCGAUGGAAAAGCUUGUAAAAAUCUUAAAAAAGAAAAAGUACGACAAAAAGUUAUUGAAAAUCCUGAACCAUGGAAAGAGAAACUUGUUGGCGGUGUUAGGACCAAAUGUGCUGAAUAUGAAGAUCUACUAAAAAAAGGACGUAUUCCUGGAAUAAUAGGAAAAUUUAUAGAAAGGAAGCCUUAA
Plasmodium vinckei vinckei is the source of this 837-nucleotide messenger RNA. RefSeq names its product ubiquitin fusion degradation protein UFD1, putative. The record is from RefSeq and is a predicted model, not a curated record. Bases 1 to 837 code for a protein of 278 amino acids. Gene Ontology annotation, cellular component: VCP-NPL4-UFD1 AAA ATPase complex. Gene Ontology annotation, molecular function: polyubiquitin modification-dependent protein binding. Lineage: Eukaryota; Apicomplexa; Aconoidasida; Haemosporida; Plasmodiidae. The transcript is spliced from 10 exons.